AUGAUACUAUCUACUCCUGGAUUUAUCGCCCAGCUUCAGGCACUGGUUCUUGAUCCCACACCGCGACCAGGUCUUCAUCCCAUACCAGGAAGCCAACCUCUCACGUUCAGCGCGGCGGUAAUGCCGCCGCUGACUUACUACAUCGCUCUCCUUCUCCUUGCCCCACCACCUCCUCCAAUUGUCGACUCUGUAUAUAUCAAAGUAAUUCGCAAUAUACUUGCUUUGAUUUCCGGAGUCCUCUUCUUCCGUUUACCACUUGCAUACCAUGUCCCUCAGAGCAUCGGGCUUACCUACCAACUUGGUCUCGUCGGCCUUUAUGGCGGGUGUAGGGUGAUAGACGCCUUUUUCAUAAGCCCCUAUUUCUUCAAGCACAUUCCCCGACGAGUCAAGUACGUACAUAAGCCGAGAGUUGAAAUAUCUGCGCCCGCAGAGGCUAUCACAGCGAGAGCAUGGUCCGACGGAGGAGUCAAGGAGCCGUAUUCGCAUCAGGAGAGAGCCAUAGCCAGCGACGAAAUUCUGGUUAGCAAAUCGACGCAAGUCGAGAUUGUCCCAAACCGCAGCUGUACGCAAACCAGCGAAGGAAAGCGUUCAAGCUUUCCCAUCGGUAUCAGCCACGCAGCCCGCAGGAUGUCGAAUUCCAUCCCCGAUGUGGCCUGCGACUCAUAUUACGCCGUGCAGCGUACGCUACACGGCCCGGAUCCACAACCCGUCCUCGAAACGGCGACAACGGAGUGCGGCUGGCCGCGAACUUUGCGCGACCGCGCCUCCUGGGCCCUCGAGCUCGAGCUAAGCAUGCGUGGAGUCGGCUUCACAUGGACGACGGCCGAUGUGCGGCACACGCGCAGGACUUGGCUGCCUACGGUUAGCAACCGUGUCCACAGCAUCCUCGUACACACCACCCCUGUCCUAUUAGUUACGAUGUCGAAGCUAUUCUCUGCCUUUCAGGGCAUCGGGCGCGCGCUUGUUGAGGCCUACUUGUCACGCCCAAACCAAACCAUUAUCGGCGCCGUCCGCAAUCCUGAAAGCAUCACGCUCAAGAACAUCAAGCCGGCAGAGGGCAGUAAGCUACUAGUCGUCAAGAUCGAAGCUACAUCCGAGACAGACCACGCUGUGGCAGUUGACCAGAUCAAGGCAGCCGGCAUUAAUGCCCUCGACGUCGUUAUAGCUGUGGCCGGUAUCAAUCCAUCUAGUGCUUUUGUGGACGCCAAAGACAUGGACAUAAAUUCCUUGCGUAACAUCUUUGAUGUCAACACACUUUCCUUCGUGAGACUUUUCAAUGCCGUGUACCCGCUGCUCAAAGCAUCAGCCAGCUCUCCAAAAUUGCUCGUCAUCAACUCCAACGCUGGCCAGAUUAUCGAGAUGGAGCCUAGUAUCCCCGUAAAGAUUGGUGCCAUAGGCCUAACUACAUGGGUCAUGAACCCGGAUUUCAUGCAAACGGCUACCGGGAACGCUCAUGCCAAAAUUUGGGGCAUGGAGAAGGCACCCCAUUCAUUAGAGGACAUUAUCCCAGGUCUGAUGGGAAAGAUUGAUGAGGCUACACGGGCUGAGACAUCGGGUAAUUUUUAUAACUUCGAUGGCACGCCCCUAACCUACUGA
Messenger RNA from Daldinia childiae, 1596 nucleotides. RefSeq names its product Norsolorinic acid ketoreductase. Bases 1 to 1596 code for a protein of 531 amino acids. The transcript is spliced from 4 exons. The record is from RefSeq and is a predicted model, not a curated record. Lineage: Eukaryota; Fungi; Ascomycota; Sordariomycetes; Xylariales; Hypoxylaceae.